AUGGCCAAACACAGACUUUAUACGACGCCGAGAAACGACAUCAUAGCCAACGACGACCUCAUCUUUUGCACACCUCAGCAUGGAGACACUACUACUCACAAUGUCUCACUGAAUCGCACUGCACCUAUCUUUGGUACGUUCGACUGUCCUUCAGAGUCCAGAGCACGAUCUCGCCAUCACUUUCGUAGAGGUGCCAUAAGUGAGGCCAGUGGGCAAUCUUUUCUACCUCUUGUUGAUGGGGAGCACGCAGCUGCACAGACAUUGCUACGCAUCAGAUCCAUCACAGACAACGAGAUUGAGAUAAUCUUUGUGCCUCCAAACCAUCGACAAUCACAUAACUCUAACUCACCCUCACGAAUACAGAUAGAUCGCUGGCGAGAACUGGCAGAUCGGAUCCAUCGCGGACUAUUGAACAUCAGCAACUCCACCCUUCAACAACAGAUCAACGUAGCAGUUGCUACUUUGCAGAGUCUGACCACUAACCGUCCAUCACAAAAUCGUCCAGCUAUGGAGGGUAACGGUAGAGCCGGUCAAUCAACCCCUUUCCGCAACACUUUUCGCUUUGGUCGUGAAGGAUGGCCGACAGUAGAUCCUGAGGACUCAGCCACUGCACGUCCAGCAACCAUACCCGGCUCCAACUUUGUUGUGCCUGAUUCUACACUGAACCUGUUCCAGUCUAUGGACAUCUUCGCCCCUCCUCCACCAAGACGCUCUACCAUGGACCAUAUCAGAGACGUAAAUGUGGAAACUGCUAGAUAUCUUCAACACAUUCGAAACAUGCUCAAUGAUACGGUAGCAGCCGUGCACGGUGGACGAGAUGUACCUCCCGGGAGGCUCUUCACACUCAGUAUGGAACUCAGCCGGGUCAGCCAACUGAUGAUUAUUUUGCUCUCGGAGUUCGGUGAGACUGUCCGAGCUCAACUAGCGGCAGCAAGAGACAGCAGCCAGGAUCAGUCGAGCAACUAUGAUAUCACCGAGGCAGCUCUGCCCACGUGGACAGAUGACGACGAUUCAUCAAGUUCUGAAAGUGGCGAGCCUGAAGGGUGGGCAAAUAUAGACCUUGCGCCUGAUGGUGACUAUCCUCAGGAAGUGUGCUUUCAUAUUGGAAAUCAGCAAUUCACGUUUCCAAUGGAAGUGGUGGAAAAUUGGAUGAUGAAUGCGCGGAACUGGGAUAGACUUGAAGCUCGCAAUGCGGAGUUCAUCCGACGGGACUUCGAACGAUUCACUGAAACGGGGACGCUGGAGUCUAUCGCCCACCGUUUUGCCAGACCAGACAAUGUCAGAUCCAGACGGGCGAUUGCUCGUGAAGCACGUUACGAAGACAUUGACGACUCAUCUGAGGAUGACGAGGAUGACUACGAAGAUAUCGAAGAUAUCGAAGAUAGCGAAGAUGGUCAGGCGGACCCCGUGAGCUUCUUCAGUGACUCGGACGACGAUAUGACGGGUACCGAAGAUGAGGCUGAAGAGGAGGAGGAUGAAGAAGAGGCUGAAGAAGAAUAG
Messenger RNA from Endocarpon pusillum Z07020, 1500 nucleotides. RefSeq lists its product as uncharacterized. The record is from RefSeq and is a predicted model, not a curated record. The coding region runs from base 1 to 1500 and encodes 499 amino acids. The transcript has a single exon. NCBI's taxonomy places the organism in Eukaryota, Fungi, Ascomycota, Eurotiomycetes, Verrucariales, Verrucariaceae.